GUUGUGAUUUCGGAAUGGUUCUCUGUUAAAGAUCGCACGUUAUAAACUUUGCUUUCCUUAUUAAAUACACAAUGAGUUUGUAAAGAUGGUCUUUUUAUGAUAUUCUGAUAUGAUAUGAUAUGAUUUUAAUAUAUAUUUAUGAUAUAUUGUGGAAAUUGCUCCCGCCAGACCAUAUCUUUGAAAAUGUGUAUUCUGUAUUUGCUUGAUUCCGUUAUGGAAUAAUUUGUUUCUGCACAUUAUUUCCUCGUGAUACUUCCAAAAGUGUCGUAGCACAUAAAUCUUAGCGGGUUAAGAUGGUUCCUCCAUCCUGACGCCAGAAAAUACCAAAUUUUAAGACUUAUUCCUAAUUAAGCAGUAAUUAUGGAUUCCUCGUGGGGAGCGAUGCCGCGGUAUCGGUCGCUGUUAGUGGAUGGCAACCAGAUCAGCUACCAGAACACAGUCGCCGUCCGCAACGCAGACGCAACGUGGUGGCUGGGAUAUAUUCAGGACAUGGACGGCGAUCACGCUCUCAUCCACUUCGAUUCCAGAAAGGUCACAGCGCGGUGGAUACACACGGGAAAAAUCUGGCCGCUGCCGUUCUAUUAUGAGGAUAAUGUGCAUUCAGGUUGCGACAACGUUCCGGCGUACGUUGCACUGCGUGAUGAAGAGGAGGGCCCGUGGCGUUUCCGACCUACCAUCUUGUUGAAAAGGCUCAGCGGAUGUGGAACUUGUGAAAUAUUUCACAUCAGACCCUAUUCGUCCCACGUCAGUGUGCAGGCAGCCGCCGCUCCGGCUGAACUGGUGGAAAGGGGUCAAGUUGCCGCUCAGUUGCCGCCCAGCGGUCCGCCGUUACUGAAACGCCGCAGUGACUGGACCUUCAAGAAAUACCCGUUGGUGGAGCGCCGCGGUGGCUUGACCUACACCAAACACUUUAUGCCAUUUGCCGGGGCGCAGGGUCUCCUGCGCGAUGCCUCCGAUAAAUUCCGCGUCAUCAAGCACUUUCGCGACGCUUUUGAUCACCUACAGGAACCGUCUGUUCUGUGGGAUGACUGCCGCUUUCAUCUGCGCAUCGAACGGGAUGGCUGCAUGUUCAUUAUUAUAAACCCUGACCCCAGCGCGGAAACAGCGCAGUUGGCGGCGACAUUGUGGGCGCAAGUGCUGGAUACACAUCUGGCCAACCGGGUUAAUCUACCGCCUAUCGGGUGCGGACGAUUUCGUGCAAGCGAAACGAUUCCCUGCAAAGCCGAUCGGGACAGUGAUUUUAGCGAUACACCAGCACGCAUCCGUCAGCUGACGCCUGGGCUCUUGAGCGAAGUUUUGGCCCAUCUCGAUCUGUUCUCACAAACGAGGACCAAACGGGUGUGCGUCCUAUGGGAGUUGCUGCUUAGCAGUCCGCGUAUGGCGGAUCACAUCAGCAUCAACAUGGAAAUCUGUUGGGAGCCGCAGGUGGACAGCAACAACUGCUACAAACUUGCAGCGCUGCUCAGCCGCUCAGUUAACGCUACCACGAAAAGCCUCACCUUACUCAACGCCUCUCCCCCUGCACACGGGUCGUUAAUAAGCGAUUUGUUAGACCUGAUUCAGAUCAAACUGCCUUGGAUAGCCUUCAAAGGCCAGAGCAUCGCCAAAUCCUGGAGCCUGGGGGGACAGAACGAACAUCGGCUGAAGCACGGGGCUUUUCGGGAUUUACGGUUACAUCAAGACAACUGCGAAUCCAUGGCUGUGUACAACUGGAAAGUAGCCGGGUUGUUUGGCCUGGCAACGUACGAAGUGUUUUACGCUCCCUUUUCCGUCGACUCCGAUUAUGGCGUUUGUCGGCUGCCGGCGUCCGAGCAGAACUUGAUGAAACACCUCACACACGAGUCACACGAACUGGCCAUCGAUAAACUGCAGAGCACUAUUCCGCGGCUGCUUCUCAAAUGCCGCGAAAGCGAAAUGGGCAUGACCAGCCGCUUCAUGUGCUCCGUCAACCAAAACUUUCCGCCGGUCACGGAGGACAUGCUAGCAAAGGUGGAGGCUGUGUAUGCGCGUUGGGUGCGCAGCCUGGUGUAUCCGGACGAAUGGCAGACCAUUCGACAGUACCUUUUAGUAUUCAGCGGCUUUUAUGCCGACGGCAGUCCGCGAAUGUGGGAGAAUGUGGACUUACGGCGGGUGGAUGCGAGGACGCUGGGCAAACUGGCCAUCUACGCAAUCAACGAAGUAUUCGCUGUGUGAUGCACAGACGACCUUGCAUCGCGCUGUGCUAAUACUAAUUUAUCGACGUGUUGAAAACUAUUCAGGGGAGGCGUAAUUUCGAAUACCACCUUCGCGAGCAAUGAUUUUCCGAUUCUCGUUUAAUUGAUUUUUUAAGAAUACUCGUACUUAAAGUUUCUUCAUAUGUAUAAGGCUACCAGCAAACACUGAAGCAUGUUGUUAAAUUGUAGCAAAGUGCCAAAGGACAUGCAAAGUGCCAAAGUCUGUGUAGCCAGUUUUCACCUGUACGUUUAUUUCUCAAUAUGUACAAGGCGAGCUUCGCUCAAAUAUGAUCGUAUG
Molecule: messenger RNA, 2511 nt
Organism: Paramacrobiotus metropolitanus
Lineage: Eukaryota; Metazoa; Tardigrada; Eutardigrada; Parachela; Macrobiotidae
Exons: 5
Coding region: 361-2193 (610 amino acids)
Source: RefSeq, a predicted model, not a curated record